This is a messenger RNA of Anolis sagrei ordinatus, 1589 nucleotides long. It is a transcript of the gene TMEM43, whose product is annotated as transmembrane protein 43. The record is from RefSeq and is a predicted model, not a curated record. Gene Ontology annotation, biological process: nuclear membrane organization; lipid metabolic process. NCBI's taxonomy places the organism in Eukaryota, Metazoa, Chordata, Lepidosauria, Squamata, Anolidae. Gene Ontology annotation, cellular component: nuclear inner membrane; nuclear envelope.
AAAGGGGCGGGGCCUUGUGCAGGGCGGUGGGCGUGGCUUUGCUUGGCGACUAGUUGGAGUGUGUUCUCUCGGUGUUUAAAGCAAGGCUCUGGAGAAAACGUGGACAUGGGGAGUAAGAAAGAGCACGUUAAAAUCACCAGUGAGCACAAGCCUGGGUUUCUGGAGCGGCUCAGUGAGACCUCUGGGGGAAUGCUCAUUGGCCUUGGGACUUUUGCACUGUCUUUCUACAUUCUUUUUACCAAUGAGGGGCGAGCUUUGAGGACAGCUUCUUCUCUAGAGGAAGGACUUUCUCUAGUUGUUCCUCUUGACAACAUCCAGAAUGUGUUGCAAGAGAAUGAAAGGAAACUUGUUCACUUGUCUGGUCCUCUUCGAACAUCCAAGCCUUUGUAUGAUCCUGGAUAUGGACUUUCUAUCCGGGCUGUCAAGCUCAAGCGUCACGUGGAGAUGUAUCAAUGGGUCGAGUAUGAAGAUUCCAGGGAAUAUGAAGAAGAUGGUGAAAUGAAGAAAGAAACCAGAUAUUCAUACAAUACUGAAUGGAAAUCGGAAGUUGUGAACAGCAGAAAUUUUGACCGAGAAAUUGGUCAUAAAAACCCCAGUAACAUGGCUGUCGAAUCUUUCACUGCGGUUGCUUCUGAUGUCCAAGUGGGCAGUUUCUUUCUUUCCAAAGGUCUUGUUGAAAAAAUUGAUAAUUUCAAACAGAUGAGCUUAUCCAGACUGGAAGAUCCCCAUGCUGAUGUGAUUCGCUCCGGAGACUACUUCUUUCACAGUGAGAAUCCUCGACGUCCUGAAGUGGGAGACCUUCGAGUUUCAUUCUUCUAUGCAGGUUUAAGUGGAGACUCAUCCCACCUCGGCCCAGCAGAUGUGGUGACCGUAGUUGCUCGUCAACAAGGGGAACAGUUGGUGUCAUACCGAACCAAAUCUGGUGAUAUUUUGCACAUUCUCUAUCCAGAUGAACUCUCCCCUGAGGAAGUGUUCCAGAAAGAACAUGAGUGUAACAACAUGAAGACCUGGGGACUGCGUGCAGCUGGAUGGAUGGCUAUGUUUGUUGGCAUCAGUCUUAUGACCAGGAUUUUUUACACUCUGGUGGACUGGUUUCCAGUGGUUCGGGAGCUCAUAAACGUUGGCCUGAAAGCAUUUGCCUUUUGUUUGGCCACCUCUCUCUCCCUGCUGACCAUCUCUGUGGGCUGGCUCUUCUACCGGCCCCUCUGGGCAGUGCUGAUUGGGCUGCUGGCUGCUGUGCCCAUUGUGAUCGCGCGCUCCCGGAUCCCACCAAAGAAGCAGCAGUGAAAAUGUAGAAAGUGUGCCUGAAUUUCCUUGAAAGUGCGACAUAUCUAGACAUACAACCAGUGUCUGAAGCCAUUAAAACUACAUGUGUGCAAGCACAAUCUUUGAUAUUGCAAUACCGAUGCUAGAUACCAAAGACUUCCAUCAUGGACCUAUGUGCAAAAUAUGUGUACACCUUUUUUCAAAUUAUGUAAUCCAUUGGAGGAAUACAACUGUUUCAGCUUUUUUUUUUUUUCAAAAUCUGAAGUCAUAAUAGUUGAGAGAAAUAAUAGAAUGUGUGCUUGGAAAUAAGCAUAUAUCAAAUG